AUGUUGAAGUCCUUCCCACCAAAAUCUAGGCGCAUCUACGCCAAGCAUUCUUCAUUCAUCUCGAGACCACUCUCUUCUUCUCCAUCGUCUUCAUCUUCAGAUUCAUCUCCUUCUAGUCUCCCUAACUCUAUACUCACCUGCAGAACGGCUAAUCAAGCACUCGAGCUCUUCCACUCAGUUUCCCGCCGAGCUGACUUAACCAAGAAUCCGCAGCUCUAUUCAGCAAUAAUCCAUGUCUUAACUGGAGCCAAAUUGUACGCGAAGGCUAGGUGCUUGAUGAGAGACCUCAUCCAAUGCCUCCAAAAGUCUCGGAGAUCCCGUAUUUGUUGUUCGGUUUUUAAUGUUCUUAGUCGGUUGGAAAGCUCUAAAUUCACUCCCAAUGUGUUUGGGGUGUUGAUUAUUGCCUUCUCGGAAAUGGGUCUUGUGGAAGAAGCCUUGUGGGUGUAUUACAAGAUGGAUGUAUUGCCAGCAAUGCAGGCUUGUAACAUGGUCUUAGAUGGGUUGGUUAAGAAGGGUAGUUUUGAUACGAUGUGGAAAGUUUAUGGUGAUAUGGUAGCGGGCGGAGCGUCGCCUAAUGUGGUCACCUAUGGGACAUUGAUUGAUGGGUGUUGUAGACAAGGUGACUUCUUGAAAGCAUUCAAGUUGUUUGAUGAAAUGAUUCAGAAGAAAAUUUUCCCAACGGUUGUGAUAUACACAAUUCUCAUACGUGGGCUGUGCGGUGAGAGUAGAAUUUCAGAAGCAGAAAGUAUGUUUAGGACAAUGAGGAAUUCGGGUAUGCUCCCAAAUUUGUAUACAUACAAUACAAUGAUGGAUGGAUACUGUAAGAUAGCCCAUGUGAAGAAAGCCCUUGAAUUGUACCAGGAAAUGCUAGGUGAUGGUCUGCUGCCAAACGUUGUGACUUUUGGUAUUUUAAUUGAUGGACUUUGCAAAACAGAUGAAAUGGUGUCUGCUAGAAAGUUUUUGAUUGAUAUGGCUAGUUUUGGUGUUGUGCCAAAUAUAUUUGUGUAUAAUUGUUUGAUAGACGGCUACUGUAAGGCAGGGAACCUCUCUGAAGCACUGAGUUUGCAUUCAGAGAUUGAAAAGCACAAAAUUUUGCCUGAUGUCUUCACUUACAGUAUACUAAUAAAGGGCCUUUGUGGUGUCGAUAGAAUGGAAGAAGCAGAUGGGUUGUUGCAAGAAAUGAAGAAAAAGGGAUUCCUUCCGAAUGCUGUGACCUACAAUACACUCAUUGAUGGGUACUGCAAAGAAGGCAACAUGGAGAAGGCAAUAGAGGUGUGUUCUCAAAUGACAGAAAAGGGUAUAGAGCCUAACAUCAUUACCUUCUCUACCUUGAUUGAUGGUUAUUGCAAGGCAGGGAAAAUGGAGGCUGCCAUGGGAUUGUACACUGAAAUGGUAAUCAAAGGUCUUCUACCUGAUGUAGUUGCUUAUACAGCUUUAAUUGAUGGGCAUUUCAAAGAUGGCAACACAAAAGAAGCUUUCCGGCUUCAUAAGGAGAUGCAGGAGGCGGGCCUUCAUCCUAAUGUUUUCACACUUAGUUGCUUAAUUGAUGGAUUAUGCAAGGAUGGAAGGAUUAGUGAUGCAAUCAAACUUUUCUUAGCGAAAACUGGAACUGAUACCACUGGUAGUAAAACUAAUGAGUUGGAUAGAAGCUUGUGUUCCCCAAACCAUGUGAUGUAUACAGCCCUGAUUCAGGGUUUGUGCACGGAUGGGAGGAUUUUUAAAGCAAGUAAGUUUUUCUCAGAUAUGAGAUGCUCUGGUUUAAGACCAGAUGUGUUCACUUGCAUUGUCAUUAUUCAGGGGCAUUUCCGAGCCAUGCAUUUGCGUGAUGUGAUGAUGUUGCAGGCUGAUAUCCUAAAAAUGGGUAUCAUACCAAACAGUAGUGUAUACCGGGUCUUGGCUAAGGGUUAUGAAGAGAGUGGAUACCUCAAAUCAGCUCUCAGGUGUUCUGAGGAUUUAUCAGGGAUAGGCAUUGGGUGUUCAAAUUUGAAUGACCUGUAA
Molecule: messenger RNA, 1998 nt
Organism: Vitis riparia (riverbank grape)
Lineage: Eukaryota; Viridiplantae; Streptophyta; Magnoliopsida; Vitales; Vitaceae
Product: pentatricopeptide repeat-containing protein At5g61400
Exons: 1
Coding region: 1-1998 (665 amino acids)
Molecular function (GO): protein binding
Source: RefSeq, a predicted model, not a curated record